This is a messenger RNA of Siniperca chuatsi (mandarin fish), 5661 nucleotides long. RefSeq names its product MLLT10 histone lysine methyltransferase DOT1L cofactor (gene mllt10). The transcript is spliced from 21 exons. The record is from RefSeq and is a predicted model, not a curated record. Gene Ontology annotation, cellular component: nucleus. NCBI's taxonomy places the organism in Eukaryota, Metazoa, Chordata, Actinopteri, Centrarchiformes, Sinipercidae. Bases 208 to 3471 code for a protein of 1087 amino acids. Gene Ontology annotation, biological process: regulation of transcription by RNA polymerase II. Gene Ontology annotation, molecular function: nucleosome binding; histone binding.
CCCCCCUCUUCUCCUCACCAUCGCGCCGUGAAGUGGAUGUUUUGGUGAAAAAAUACGGUGUCGAAAAGGGACGUAAACACAUUCAAAACAUGACAUUUCGACCGAGUGGAACCUAAAGUGGUAUUGCAGGGGAAAGAGGGGCGUCUUCAGCGAAGGUUUCGGUUUAUCUGUAUAUCGUAUUCUUCCGCAUGUCCGCUUUCUUCGUAGAUGGUCUCCGGCGAGCGUUGUCUGGCGGCGGACGACGAGUUCUCGAAGAAUAAUAUGAAGGAGAUGAUCGGUGGUUGCUGUGUUUGCUCUGACGAGAGAGGCUGGGCGGAAAAUCCGCUGGUGUACUGCGACGGACACGGCUGCAACGUCGCCGUGCAUCAAGCCUGCUAUGGCAUCGUGCAGGUGCCCACCGGUCCUUGGUUCUGCAGAAAGUGUGAAUCUCAGGAGAGAGCAGCCCGUGUGAGAUGUGAGCUGUGUCCCCACAAAGAUGGAGCCCUCAAGAGGACAGACAACGGAGGCUGGGCCCAUGUGGUUUGUGCCCUUUACAUACCGGAAGUGGAAUUCGCCAAUGUCUCAACUAUGGAGCCCAUAGUACUCCAGUCUGUGCCACAUGAGCGCUAUAACAAGACAUGUUAUAUCUGUGAGGACCAGGGCAGAGAGAGUAAAGCAGCCUGUGGAGCCUGUAUGACCUGCAACAAACAUGGCUGCAGGCAGGCCUUCCAUGUCACAUGUGCCCAGUUUGCGGGGUUGUUAUGUGAGGAACAAGGAUCAGACGCAGACAAUGUCAAGUACUGUGGAUAUUGCAAAUACCACCACAGCAAAUUGCGAAGGCGCAGGGGCCGUGGUAGUAGGUCUCAAAGCUUAAGUGACUCUUCCACUCAGUGUAUGGAUAGACCCCCAGACGAGGACAAGAAGAAACACAAGGAGAGGGACAGGCACAAACCAAAACACAAGAAGACCUCCAUGGACAUGUCGCCUUCACUCAUUCUUCCAAACAUCAUGGUCCCAGACAAGACUUACAACAGCAGCAGUUCAGUGGGAGGUGUCACCUCUCUGCCGGCACCCUCACAGAAGCGGCUGGACGACGGCACGGCCCGUUUCACCACCGCCAACUUUCAAGAAGUGUCGUCCACUCUCUCUGGCGGUAGUUCCAAAGAUGGGUUGGCUGCAGAAGGUGGGAAGGCGACGUCUGAGGUGAAGAACAAGAAGAACAGCGGCGGGAGUCAUGCGGUGGGACAGAGGGGCGGCCGCAAGUCUCUCACCUCCUCAGGGAAACCCCUCCCCUCCGCCGUGGUCACCAUGGCAACCUCCUCCACAUCUGCCUCUGCUUCCACUGGGCCUUUCCACCAAGGUCUCCUGUUGACCAGUGCCAGCAAGACGCCCUCUGCUCCUUCCUCCUCAGACUUCCUAAGUUUCUCAGAUUCAGCGUUGCGCCCCGGGGGUGGGACCACCUUCUCCUCCCCACCAUCUUUCAGCAGCUGCCUUGUGAAGCCGAGCUCAGAGGGCGGAGCUUCAGAGGGAACUACAACACUCUUCGGUUCUCUGAUGUCUGCCACUACGGCUUCUGCAGUGGGCGGGAAGCUGUAUGAGAAUUCCCACAGUCACACAGCUAGCGAGACGACAAGCCUUGGUGGGUGUGCUGGCUACAAACGGCCCCAACCCUCCAGCUCAGGACCGGGGAUCGGAGGAGCAGUGGCAGGAGGAGGGGAAGAUGGGGUGAAGAAGAAAAAGAAGGGCAACUGGCGAAACCGAUUUGGACCUUGCUUCACCACGGAUGUGAAGCCUUCAGAGCCAGCUCCCUCCCUGACUCUCCCCACCUCCUCCACAGCCAACACCGCCUCCUCCACCGCCCCCCCUUCCUCCUCUUCAUCCUCGACGCUCUCAGGCCGGCCGGGCUUAGUUUCCAGCAGUGGAUUAGGAGUGGGAGGAGUAGGAGAGAGGGGGUUGGGGGUCAUGGGUGUCAGCGGUGGGAUUCAGAAGUCCCCGUCGCUCCUCAGGAAUGGGAGUCUGCAAAGCAACAGCAGCUCCACAACCACUGGGCCAGGUGUUUUCUGUGGUGUGGAUGGGUCAUCGUCGGGGACAGGAGCUGUCACCGUGGGCGGAGCCAGCUCUGAGUUGUCACAGCAACAGCAGCCCACACCUUCGCUAGCCCCUCCCUCUCCAUUCACUGCCACUGCACCGCUAACCAGCACAGCCUCCACACAUGUGAGCGGUCUGCCAGGUUCUGUCUUCAACCUCGCUCCCUCCCACAUGUUUGGGAACAGGCUGAAUCCCAACUCGGCCAUGGCAGCUCUCAUCGCCCAGUCCGAGGCCUCACCAGCAGAUCAGGAGGUGGGAGACGGCAGCAGCGGCGUCGGAGCUCAGGGCUUCUCCAUAAGAGCCUCUCCCAAGACCACCCCGCGCUCUCCCAUUGGUGGCCUGCAGAUCCGCUAUGACUCCUCGGGGUCGUUGCCGGGGCCGGGGCCAGGGUUGCUAGGGGCGGGGGGAGGCGGCGGGGAGGCGGUGCCCCCGGUGGCCACCAGCAUAGAGCAGCUCCUGGAGAGGCAGUGGAACGAAGGGCAGAGCUUCCUGCUGCAGCAGGGAGCGCAGGGAGACGUGGUGGGAAUGUUGAAGUCCCUUCACCAGCUGCAGGAGGAGAACAGGAAGCUGGAGGAGCAGAUUAAAACUCUGACCAUGAAGAAAGAGAGACUGCAGCUUCUCAGCGCUCAGCUAUCAGUGCCUUUCACCCCCACCACAGCCUCCUCUGAUAUGAAAGGAGCCACUGACUCAUCUUUACCUGUGGCAGCUCAGGACAGUGCAUCAUGUGGUGGCCACAGCAGUAGUGGCUCCACCUCUUCUCUCUCCACCCCUCCCUCCGUCUCUCAGAGCCCGCCCCAGACGCAGCUGAACGGAGUUGCUGCCGUGGGAACGACACCAGCCGGGGUGGCAGGGCUGAUGGGCGCUCUGGGUGCGGGGAGCGCGCUGGGCAUGGGGGGAAUUGUCGGGGCGCUCAACGGGGUGAUCCAGACGCCGACAGGCACCAUCAGCCCUCACACACACACUACAGGAGCAGCUACGGGCGUCACAUUACCUGUUAAUAAUAGCAGCUCAACAACUAGCAAGAACAGCGCUGCGCGGCUCGGCCUGCUGUCUGAGCAGCACAGACUCCUCCUGCAGCAGCAUCAGCUCCAGCAGCUGCUGUCCUCGCAACCUUCAGCGGAGCAACAGCAGGUGUUGCUUUACCAACUGAUGCAGCAGCAGCAGGACCUCCAGCAGCUGCAGUCCCUCUCCUCCUCUGCCCAGAUUCCCUCCAUCCCACUCUCCUCCGCUCAGCUGCCCAUCAACAACCUGCUGCCCGGCGCCCAGAGCCAGGGCCAAGGCGCCAUCACCGCCAACCCGUUCCUGGCGCUGCAGCACGCACACACUGACACACACACCUCGGGGGCACAGAAGCCGCGGCUAGCCGAGAAGGCCGUGGGCGUCGCAGGGCAGGAAAAGACAUGACGGCAGAUGCUCUUUAGUGUUUUGGUUGCUGUUUUUUUUUCUUUAAAUAAAUAUGCAGAGUCUUCGGGAGAUCAGCCUGUUGGUCAACUUUGUAGUUCAGUGAUGAGAACAUUGACAGCAGAGUAAUCUGUGUUCCUGGUAGAUUAUUCUUUCCAGUUGUCUCUGCUAAUACAUUAGCACACGCUGUGGUGAGUGACAGCAUUUCAUUUGCAGUCACUUGAACUUGCCAGGUUUAUUUCUGCAACUUUUUCAGGUUACAGUCCUAACACAGCAUUUUGUGUUAAUAUAUGUACUAUUUAUUUCCAUCCAGUUCUAGAUGUUUUACUUUGUAGCUUUAGUGCUGCUUCAGGUUCUUAUUUUAUCACUGUUGAGAUAAUGAUUUUUCAUUUGAUAUCACUGGUAGCAACUUAGCGUGUUAGUGUCGGUAAAUAAGCGUGUGUGUCCGUUCUCUUCUCUCAACAGGUGAGUUGACUAACAGGUCAGCUUCCCAGAAACCUUUUCCUUUAACUAGUUUCUCUCAAUAUUUUCUUCUCUAAUCUCAUCAUUCUGCUUCUUUUCGUCUUUCUCCUCUUCUUUCUCUUGUUGCUGUGUCAUGUUUUUGCAUUUCUCUCACUGCUUCCCCACUCUCCACACUCACAUCCCUCUCGGUCUGGUCUCUGCUGUCUCACUCUCUCAGGGGCCUCAUCUAUCAGAGUUGUGUACUCAGCACACAAGCUAGCACACACACAGAACUACAAAUAUAGAAAUAAAAAUACAUGAUUAUAAAAAAGAAACUACAAUUCCCUUCUACAGGAGUUAACAGUAGCAGAUGUAUGUUUGACAUCUGCCUUGCAGCGGUCCUGGGGGGGAAUAUUGGGUGAAAGGCUUGUGAAAAUAUCCCACAUGUUCUCGCUGUUGCCUCUCUUCCCAUGUCUCUUUCACUCCGUUUGUGUAGAUCCAUUAAUGUCAGUGAGCCAAGCCUCGUACAGUCACCACACAAGCCUUGCUUUUGACGGUCUCUUCUCUGGGCCAGAUUCAGGGGGCUCACUCAGGGAAGUGAAAUGUAAAAAUGGGGAGGGGGGGAACAGCAAGUUGAAUGUUCAGAGGGAUGCAUUAAUCCACACAGCACAGACUUACAAAAGAGAAAAUAUGCAGUUGGUUGUCAGCACGUGGAAGUCAUUACAUUUCAUCUUCCUGAUUGAGCCCCCCGCUACCACCUACCUCUCGAGCAGGACCAGCCUAUCAGGACCUAAAAGGCCGACAGCAGCGGCCAUUAAAAACCCACAACAGUCAGGACUGGCCAUUCAGGGUCCAAACCCAAGUGCCUGAGGCCAAGGGAGGAAGGCGGGAUUUAUUUUCCUUUUACCUGUGUCCCUGUCACUCAGCCCAGUUCUUCACAACGCUACUCGUAAUUAAGCUACGUUGCUAAGGCAACAGAUACUUGGUAACGUCAGGCUGGACGUACCGCCUCUUUAAUAAAACCAGGAAUAUUAUUCUGCUGCAUUCUCUAAUAUCAAAGCCAACUUUGUAUUGUGCUUUUUAUUUAUUGGGAGUUUGUUUGUGUAAUGGGCAUAAGAUGAUAUAUUUUAAAAGCCUGCUGGUGUUACAAUUUAACAUCAUUUUGUACUACUGUGUAAAGUUUUGUUUGUCUUUUGUUUUUUGUUUUCUCAUACAGUCGAAUCUUGCUGUACAUCCUUUUAAUGACUUCUUCUCUGUGUUGUGUUUAAAGGCUAGAAGCUACUUGAUAGUUGGCUGAUUGGGGAGGGGUGUCGCUGUAUAUAGCUCUUUGUAGGGGGGAGGAAGUGUGUCAGGGGCUCUUCAAUGGCACAGUUUUUACCUCGUUAAGUGUACAUAGACCUUUCUCAUUGGCCGUUGGUGUACAUAAGUGAUUGUGAUUGGCCGUGCUGGUGUGAAGGAAAGCCAAUUAAGCCUCAGUUUGUGUGUGUGAAUCUUUAGGACCAGACAAAAAGGUUGACAGUGACUGGACACACAAAGUAUUAAUUUAUUUUUAUAUGUUCAGGGACAUUGUGUUUCUUUUUUAAGUUUUGCACCAUUUUCUUGAUGAGAAGUCAUUUUAUACUUGGGGCACCGUGUUUUCAUCUGUGCACAUAUUUGUUUGGAUCAAUUUUGUACAAGUUGAAAAUAUUUGGGGGGUUGACAUUGUAUUUCAAAACACCAAAAUAAAGAAACACUAUGGAUAAAGUAACAGGA